Molecule: messenger RNA, 561 nt
Organism: Diospyros lotus (date-plum)
Lineage: Eukaryota; Viridiplantae; Streptophyta; Magnoliopsida; Ericales; Ebenaceae
Product: agamous-like MADS-box protein AGL14
Exons: 1
Coding region: 1-561 (186 amino acids)
Biological process (GO): regulation of transcription by RNA polymerase II
Molecular function (GO): RNA polymerase II cis-regulatory region sequence-specific DNA binding; DNA-binding transcription factor activity, RNA polymerase II-specific; protein dimerization activity
Source: RefSeq, a predicted model, not a curated record
AUGGUGAAGCGAAUCGAGAAUAACAAAGCUCGAAAGUUGACUUACAAGCGAAGAAUGGCCGGAAUCAAGAAGAAGGCGAUGGAGCUCUCCACACUCUGCGGGAUCCAAGCGUCCAUGGUCUGCUUCGGCCCCGCCGGCGAGAUUGACACCUGGCCGGAAAAUCCAGCCGACGUCAAGACCGUCAUCGACAUGUAUCAACGUCGCAUUGAUGAACCUAAGCUGGACGACCGUUUGGAAGCCCAGAAAAUCAAGGAGGCUGAGGAGGAAAUUUCUAGGGCAAGGAUAGAAAAUCUGGAGAAAAUUAUGAAGCUGAUGAGAGCCAUUCUGGAUGUCUUCACGCAGAGAGCAGAAUUGCUGAAGGAGACUGACGGAGGAAGAGAGAAAAUCCCGUUGAGAAUUGAGGGGUUGGUUGAGAUACUCGAUCAAAUUAAGGUUGAUUCCAUUGACAAGCUCGAUUCCUACUUUGAAGAAGCCAUUGCAAGUAUGAAAAAGUUCUGUGAAGCCGUCGGUAAUUACUAUAACGAGAUGAUACCAAGUAGCUCAUCGCAAUCUGUGGAUUAA